Molecule: messenger RNA, 2978 nt
Organism: Cladocopium goreaui
Lineage: Eukaryota; Dinophyceae; Suessiales; Symbiodiniaceae
Source: the annotation of a GenBank genome assembly
AUGUGGUUCGCGUCUUUGAAGCUCCCUAGCUGGGGCCUAGUGAAGCCGCCUCGACCCAAAAAAAAAGGGGCUGCGGGCAGUGCCGUUGUCGCGGACAAUUUGGCAGAGAUUUCGAGUUCGCGACUCGUGCUGCUCAGUGUUCAAACCAUUGUGGGGGUGCCGGCGCCUGGCACCCCGGAGACUGUUGUGCCGGUGGUCUCAGAGAACACCAUCAUGGCAACAACAGUCAAAGUGGCGAGUCAAGCCAAGUGGGAGCCUGGCAUGCAGGAAUCCGAUCUUAUGGAUGCGCUGCCAGACGGUCAAAGCCGAAAAGAUGAAGAGACACAGAACAUUAUGCUGGUCUCCCUGGGAUGCUUCUGUGGACCGAAGCUGUCGUUCAAAAAUAUUGGCAGAGGGGCUGCGACCUUGCCAUUUGACUGGAUGCGGACGCGACACGAGGGUUUGGUGCACUUUCUGCGGGACAAGUGGGACGAGAGUAGUAAUUUCAACGGCUUCUUUGAGUUUACUUCCAAGAAGGUGGUGCCUGGAUGCCAGAUGACGACGUAUCGGAGUUACUACCACUCCUUUUGGCAUGAUGAUCCUACUGACCCAGGGAUGCAUGAGAGAUACAAGCGACGCAUCGAGCGUUUCAAUGAGAUCAAUGCCAACAGCACACCAGUGCUUUUUGUGAGAACAAUACCAACAACCCAGGAGCUGGCGAGGGUUCCUGAGUUGAUGGAUUUGCUGAUAGCGCGGCAUGGGCAGCAGUCGUUUCUUCUGCUGAUCAUAGACUUCCAGAAGACAGCGCAAGGGGCUGCUGUAGUGGAAGGCAUGGACAACAUCAUGGUGCACUUCCUCUCCGGAAGCAAGCACGUGAACCAGGAAGGGCUACCUGCUCCGCCGUAUGGUGAUGCAGUGAAUUUGGCCUUGGAUUGGAUCGUGGGCCGAUCAGUUUCAGUGAUGCAGUUUGAUAAUUGGGAAGCGAUAAUUAAGUGCGCCGAUUACACCGAGUGGGGAUUGAACGGCCUCGGUGGAUUGUAUGCCUUCGAGCUAGGCAUGGAGCCUCCACAAGAAGAGAUUCCAGAGAACUCGCUGCUACCAUUCCCGAAUCCGUUGCCCCGGCUUGCUGCGGUGCCGGUCAAGAAGUUGGAGCGGGACUAUUUGCUGAAGGCACCACGGCCUGAACAGCGGCCACAGUUGCGACAGCUUCAAGUGGUGCCUUUGGGCUUUGGUGGUUUGGUCAAGGCCACGGUGAUUGCCAUGGGAAUUCCGAGUCCUGCCUUGCCGUUCGAUUGGAUUCAGAUCAGUGAUGCUGGACUUCUGCACUUUUUGCGGAAGGGCUUCGAGGCACCGAUUCGCGAUGGUCUCGGGGCUGGUGGUCAGAGGCCCUCUGAGAAGCGAGGCUUCUUCGACUAUGCCACCAGGAGAAAGGUUGGUGAGUCCAAUCUCAUGAUGUGUCGCUCGCAUUUGCAUAGCUUUUGGCAUGACGAUCCUGCCGAUCCCGAGGUGCGCAAAGGCUACGAGAAGCGCUUUGAGAACUUCGAGACGAUGGCCAAGACGGGUGACACCCUGCUUUUCGUGCGGGUGGUGGCCACAGCUUCCGAGCUUGGACGGGCCUACGAGCUGACGCAGGCGUUGUCGAAGAAGUUCGGGCCACAAGCUGCCCUUUUGUUGAUCUGCGACUUCCAGGUCAAGGUAGGACCGUUGAUGGUGGAUACCUUCGACGACCUCAUGGUCUAUUUCCUGGAGGCUGAUGCUCAGAAAUCUGCAGCUCCCUACAAGAAGCCGAUCCUCACAGCAUUGGAAUGGCUUUCGGGCAAGGAACUGAAGAUGGACAUCGUUCCGGACUUCAAGGCGCUUCAAGCUUUGGCUGAGCCAACCAACUGGGGUCUGAUGGGCCUAGGUGGAUUCCUGGCCUUUGAGGGUCUCACUGGACCAGUGGCAGAGAUGGCGGAGACGGUGGAGUGGACCCCAGGCCCUGAAGAUCAGUGGUUGAUGGAUGCCAGGUUUGAGGCCGACAAGGAUGCAUUGGCCGUGGUGUCUCUCGGAUACCACGAGUUUUUGGGCAAGGCGCUCGAACUCGCCAAGUUGCAAGUCGAGACCUCUCCGUUUGACGGCGCUUUCAUCACCGGUGAAGGGGUGCUGCACUUCCUGCGGAAUGAUUUUCACGGCUUCCUUGAUGUUGCCAAACCCAUCAGAAUCGAAGGCAGUCCAUUCAUGGUGCGGAGAUCUAGCUACCAUUCAUUCUGGGAUGUGAAUCCUGACAUUAGAUUGCGGCAAGCUGAGAUGAACAUUAGGUCCUUCAGGCACCUGCUUGGAAGCAAUCGGGUGAAGCUCUUUGUGCGUGCAUUAGCAACGGGUGAUGAACUUCCUCUGCUUGGAGAGAUACAUGAAGCUCUUUGCAAGCAUUCCCCUGGAGCAUUGCUACUUGCUAUCGUUGGUGGCCAGGAAAGAAAAACCCUUACAGUAGCGACCAACUACAGUGUCUUGGUCCAGUUCAUCGAGGAGGACCCGAUUCAGACGGGUCUUCUGCAAAGCUACGCAGAGCCCGUGCGUCGCAGCCUUGAUUGGGCCGUUGGAAAGGAGCUGAAGGCGGGGGUGGUUCCCGACUUCGCUGCGCUGAAGGGCUUGCUCAGUCCUUUGCCGCCAGCUCCUUUGGUCGGCCCAGGAAAUGUUCCAAUCUUCGAGGAGGCAUCUUCAACGACAGAUGAAUCUGGAGAAGGAUCUUUGUCCAAUUCGUCCUCACCUGGAGUGUACAUGAUGGGGUCCCAGAAUUUGAAGGCUAAAGUGCUUUCUCCCAGCAGGGGAUAUGCUGGGGUCACUCUGAGAUGAAUUGCUUUAAUUCUCGCUAGCUCGUGGCCAGAGCCGAUCUUCAGCUCAGGGCCAAGCUGCUCGGGGCGUCAGAAGAAUGGCAGCAACCAGCCGUGUCUCAGGGCAUGGCGAAAGUGUCACCCUUAUUGCUCCGCGAUCUGCACAAAGGCCGUGGUCAAGCACAAAAU